Messenger RNA from Danaus chrysippus (African queen), 1488 nucleotides. NCBI's taxonomy places the organism in Eukaryota, Metazoa, Arthropoda, Insecta, Lepidoptera, Nymphalidae. The record is from the annotation of a GenBank genome assembly.
AUGUCACGUAUAAGACCCCAAUGGCAGUUACAAGCUCUUGCUGCUCAGAAACGUGAUAAUGAAAUAAGACGAGCUGAAGAAGUGAAGAAAGUUGCCAAUUAUUUUGAAAUUAACACAAAUAAAUCCAGACAUCACGAACAGUGGACCACAGAAGGAUAUUAUGAACGAGCUAAAAAAGAGUCUGAAUUACUUAGUGAAAAAAAAAUUAAAGCUGCACAAUUGGAGGAGAGACGGAAAAAGCUAGAGAACCUGUUGUUUCAAGAGAACAUACAAUACCAGCAGGAGAUCAAAGUAUUGGCAGCACAACCUAAAUACUAUAAAAAUGGGUCAUACCUAAAUGAUGUACCGACAUCAACUCUGCGAGAUAUCAAUCAAGGUAUUAUGGCCAAAGAGGAACAGAUGAGGAAACAGGAAGCUGAAUUAAAACUUUAUCAUGCUUGGAGGUUAAGGCAGCCGGAGAUCAGGGCCGCCACAACAUAUGUCAAUGGCACCAAAUUAAAAUCUGCCUGGAUGGAACAAAUAGUUGAGAAAGAGUUGCAGAAGAAAAAGGAAGAAGAGGAAACACGAAAACUCCUGCAAGAAAGGGAUGAAGCUCUAAGGAAACAAAUAGAGAUUGAGCAAGAGAGAUUGAAAACAAAAGAAAUACAAAUGAAGGAUCUCAGGAAUAGCUUACAGGAUCAAAUAGCCGAAUUAAGUGAGAAAGAAAGUGCAGUUAAAGUGCUCAGAAAACAAGAAGAGAGGGAAAGACAAAUAUUAGAAGAAUUACAAUUUAUAGCAAAUGAAAGAGAAAAAGAAUUUGCAAGGCUAAUGGCUGAAAGGGAUGUCCAUAUUAUUAAUAUGGGCCUACAUAAAUAUAAACUUAAACGGAAAGUAGUUGCUGUUAUGGCAGAAAUAGAUCUGGAAUUGCAAAUGUUAGAUAGAAUUAGAAAAAGUGUACUAAAGGAUUAUGAAGCAGAUCGUGAAAAAUGCGCGAAAUAUAAAAGCAUUUUGGAUGCGGCGUUGCAAGAGUUAGAAGAGUACAGAGAGAGGGAAAGACAGAGACAAAAGAACAUCGAGGCCAUGUAUGACGGUGAGGCGAGGCAGAUAAAUGAAAAGCAAGAUAAGCUUUGGGAAAAAGAACGUGAAGCUCGCAGUCUUCUGAUGAGGACAGUUGUGGAAACAUUGAAAAAACAAUUAAAUGAAAAGAUACAGUACAAUAUUAAGCUACAGAAAGAGAAUGUUCUAGAACGUGAGAAGAUUCUAGAACAGAUGGACAGCUUCCAUCAGGAAGUAUGCUCUAAAGAGAAAGAAAAACAGCUCAAAAAUAUUACCACAUCCACAAUACAAACACUUCAAGCUCAGCUUAAUAGCCUCCGGCUUCAACAGUCACAGCUCGAGGAUUCAUUACAGAGGGAGGAGGAAUUACGAGCUGAGGCUUUAAGGGAGAAAUUGGUUCGAGCUGAGAUAGCAAGGGUGCAGAGAGAGGGCAGUACAAAGGCCUGGGCUUAA